Orbilia oligospora ATCC 24927 is the source of this 1254-nucleotide messenger RNA. RefSeq lists its product as uncharacterized. The record is from RefSeq and is a predicted model, not a curated record. The coding region runs from base 1 to 1254 and encodes 417 amino acids. NCBI's taxonomy places the organism in Eukaryota, Fungi, Ascomycota, Orbiliomycetes, Orbiliales, Orbiliaceae. The transcript has a single exon.
AUGCGCGACUUCUCUCGUUUUAAUUUGUUGGUGCUUGCCUUGAUCACAUUCGCUUCCUUUUGCACGGCACGCACCAUUGUUGCUAUUGAUGGAAAAUGCACCACUCGUUAUUGCAACCAGCCCGUCCCAAAAUCCAAGGUGUACAAGAUCACUAAGACCAUCCACACGACCGGGCGGUAUACAGUAACGCGCUGGAAAACGGUCACAAAGCCAAAGGCUACAAAAACAAUUACGGAAACGAAAAAGGUCACCGCAACAGUAACAAAAACUAUUUCUACUGUUACCAGAACAUCUACGAAAACAGAUACUGUGACCUUUGCUUCAAGGUCCACUAUAACUGUUACUAGCUUCUUGGGGACCCAGUCAAUUACCACUGCAACUCUCCAAUCCACAGUUACCAUCCCGCCCCCGCCGGGAUUCGUUGGUGUAAAUGAUGACCCUGACAACAGACUAGCGGGACAAGAAAUCAAGCGCCGUGAGGCAGAGCCUGAACCCGAACCUGGUGCUCCAAAGAAGUACAUAACAGCAAUAACCUGCACAAAGACUCUUCUUACAAAGACGGGAACCAGCGACCUUUGGAAGACGACAACAAAGACAGCGGGCACCGUGACCAAGAAAGUCUGGGCCACCCAAACGGUUAAGACAACCAAGUCCGUGACCAAGCAGAACCCGGUUAUAACAGUCACAACAAUUACCAAAACCGCAAGUGCGUUUACACAUACCACUGUAACGACUACUACGUAUAGUAUAUCAUACUUAACGACGAUUACCACAUCACUUCCUAAAACUACUUUCCUCGCGGCAUGCGGAGCAAGAAAUCAUGGUCCACCACCCGAAGAAGACAGAUUCUACGCCGCCGGCGCAGCCCCCGAUGCAGAUGAAAUCCUAAAGUUAGUUUGGAGCAACGGAACCCAAUACGACUGUUGCGUGGCUUGUCAAACUUAUUCCGGCCCCGGAGUAUGUAUGGGUAGUGUCUAUAACUACCUAGGCGCUUGGGGACCACCAGAUUGCCCUGAACUCGACUGGGAUGUUUGCCCAUUCCCCGAACCAAAGUGGUAUAGCAGAUGCGAACUGGCUAUCUCUGGAGGUGCUGGUGGAGGCACUUGUCGUCAGCAUAGAUACGAGUAUCAGUGGUACUUUGGCCAGCCCCCGACUAUUGUUGCCAACGGGCCCGGGUGUAAGAGGUUUAAGUACAGGAGAGUGGGACAACCACUCAAGAGAGGAUUACUCGGGCUAGAUAUGUUGGGGUUGUAG